Molecule: messenger RNA, 711 nt
Organism: Akanthomyces muscarius
Lineage: Eukaryota; Fungi; Ascomycota; Sordariomycetes; Hypocreales; Cordycipitaceae
Exons: 1
Coding region: 1-711 (236 amino acids)
Biological process (GO): C-terminal protein methylation
Cellular component (GO): endoplasmic reticulum; membrane
Molecular function (GO): protein C-terminal S-isoprenylcysteine carboxyl O-methyltransferase activity
Source: RefSeq, a predicted model, not a curated record
AUGCAAGAAUACUCUAUCAUCAGCCGGCUCACCUUUUCCGCGGCGGUCCUCACCUCGGGCCUUCUCACCGCGCGCGCCCUAAUCCCACCCAACCGCAUAUCAGCAGGUCGUGCCUGGGGCAAGGACUAUCUAAAGGCCUCGAACGCCACGUCUUCUGUUCUGCGCAACGUCGUUCUCGUCUCUGGCCUGGCGGUGUACUAUGCCGCGCUCGCCGUGAGCCCGCCGGCGGUGGUCGCCGCCCUCUGUCCCGCCGAGGGGACCGGACAGCGCAACCCGUCGCUGUUCGCUUGGAAUGCCGUCACGGGGCUCUCGCUCUUGUUCAUUCUCGCCGGCGCACUGCUGCGCAGGAUGGCGUACAGCCACCUCGGCCGGAAUUUCACUUUUGGGCUGGCCAAGCCGCAUGGGCUGGUCACGAGCGGCAUCUACAAGUACAUGCAGCACCCGAGCUACACAGGACUCGCGCUGAUAGGGGCGGCUUAUUAUCUUGUUUUCUUCAGGUUUGACGGUGCUGUGGCUUGUUUUGUGUCGUCGCGAUACUGGCCGCUCGUGCAGGGCUGGAGCGCGGUGGUGUAUGCCGUCACUGGGCUGUGGCUGACAAUACUGCUGGGUGUGAGGGUGGUGCAGGAAGAGACGAUGCUCAAGGAGUUGUUUGGCAAAGAGUGGGAGGAGUGGCAUGCAAAGACAAAGAGGUUCAUUCCUGGUAUUAUUUGA